This is a messenger RNA of Trichechus manatus latirostris (Florida manatee), 1729 nucleotides long. RefSeq names its product cyclin K (gene CCNK). Gene Ontology annotation, biological process: regulation of transcription by RNA polymerase II; positive regulation of DNA-templated transcription, elongation. The transcript has 11 exons. The coding region runs from base 155 to 1729 and encodes 524 amino acids. Lineage: Eukaryota; Metazoa; Chordata; Mammalia; Sirenia; Trichechidae. The record is from RefSeq and is a predicted model, not a curated record. Gene Ontology annotation, molecular function: cyclin-dependent protein serine/threonine kinase activator activity. Gene Ontology annotation, cellular component: nucleus; cyclin/CDK positive transcription elongation factor complex.
UUGAUGUGGGCACACGUCUGGGGCUGUAUCCUGAUUCUCCUUGGAGUCUGUGUUAGAACAUAACCUGUAAGAAUUCUUGGCUGAAGUCCUUAACCAGAACAACAGACACUAUGAUACCCUGGCAACUGGAAUAAUUUAUUUUCAUCGCUUCUAUAUGUUUCAUUCCUUCAAGCAAUUCCCAAGAUAUGUGACAGGAGCUUGUUGUCUCUUUCUGGCUGGGAAAGUGGAAGAAACGCCCAAAAAAUGUAAAGAUAUCAUCAAAACAGCUCGAAGUUUGUUAAAUGAUGUACAGUUUGGCCAGUUUGGAGAUGACCCAAAGGAAGAAGUAAUGGUCCUGGAGAGAAUCUUACUACAGACCAUAAAGUUUGAUUUACAGGUGGAACAUCCAUACCAAUUUCUGCUCAAAUAUGCAAAACAACUCAAAGGUGAUAAAAACAAAAUUCAGAAGUUGGUUCAAAUGGCAUGGACAUUUGUAAAUGACAGCCUGUGCACCACCCUGUCACUGCAGUGGGAACCAGAGAUCAUAGCGGUGGCGGUGAUGUAUCUCGCAGGACGUUUGUGCAAGUUUGAGAUCCAAGAGUGGACCUCCAAACCCAUGUACAGGAGAUGGUGGGAGCAGUUUGUUCAAGAUGUCCCUGUCGACGUUUUGGAAGAUAUCUGCCACCAGAUCCUGGACCUGUACUCACAAGGGAAACAGCAGAUGCCCCAUCACACCCCCCACCAGCUGCAGCAGCCCCCGUCUCUUCAGUCCACACCACAAGUGCCACAGGUGCAGCAGCCCCCGCCACCUCAAGGCUCCGAGCCGCCCCAGCCCCCACAGAAGGACUGCCCGCAGCCCGCCCAGCAGCAGCAGCAAGCACAGCAGCCGAAGAAACCAUCUCCACAGCCGAGUCCUCCCAGACAGGUCAAACGAGCCGUGGUUGUUUCUCCCAAAGAAGAGAGCAAAGCACCAGAACCGCCACCAUCUAAAAUACCCAAACUGGAGACCACCACCCACCCACCACUGCCUCCGGCCCACCCACCUCCAGACCGGAAGCCUCCCCUCGCCGCGGCCUUGGGUGAGGCCGAACCACCGGGCCCUGUGGACGCCGGUGACCUCCCCAAAGUCCAGAUCCCCCCGCCGGCCCACCCGGCGCCCGUGCACCAGCCGCCCCCGCUGCCACACCGACCCCCGCCGCCGCCCCCCUCCAGCUACAUCACGGGCAUGUCCACCACCAGCUCCUACAUGUCUGGUGAGGGCUACCAGAGCCUGCAGUCCAUGAUGAAGACCGAGGGCCCCGCCUACGGCGCCCUGCCGCCCGCCUACGGCCCGCCUGCCCACCUGCCCUACCACCCCCAUGUGUACCCCCCCAACCCCGGCCGUGUAGACAGUGGCAGGCAGUGUGGGCAGGAGCGGGAAGUGAACUGGGGGUGCUCCCGUCUGCACGGGGCAGACUGGCUGGAGCGUAGCUGUGCAGGGCCGCUGGCGGCGCCUGACCCGCGUCGUCGGGAGGCCGCCCUGGGUGACUUGGUGCUGGCGAGCGUCUUAACCAGCCACAUUGGCUCAGACCAUGGCUGCGGUCGGCCGCUGUCCUGCGAGAAUCAGUGCCUAUUUUUCCUGGAGACUCAGUUUUCAACAGUCCGGCUCCGUCUGGAGUCACACUGUCUUCAGCGCUUUCGUUCUGCAGCGUCGUCUCCUACGACACCAGUGGGUCGGAGGAGCCGUGUUUUUGAUUUUCAGUUUUUCUGA